GUGUGCGGUUUCUCUGUACGUUCAGGCCUGCAGGAAACGCGCUCAGAUCGUCCGCAGAGGAGCGCGCUUGCACCGGCACAUUUUCCCGUUAGCGGACCCAGACAUCCACCAUGUCGUCUCUGUUGGGGACCGUCGCCAAACAGCUCAAGAGCCACCCAGCUCUGAUCCCCCUCUUCAUCUUCAUCGGUGGUGGGGCCACUAUGAGCAUGCUGUACUUGGGCAGACUGGCUCUGAAAAACCCUGACGUCUCUUGGGAUCGCAAAAACAACCCUGAGCCCUGGAACAAGAUGGACACCAACCAGCAGUACAAGCUUUUCACCGUGAACAUGGAUUAUUCCAAGCUGAAGAAGGACAGGCCAGACUUCUAGGCCUCCUCUGUCUCUAAUGUUGCGAUCUGUGUGAGGAGCCGUUGCACUUUUUGCCAAAUACAAAUAAGCUCAUGACACUGACUGAAGGUUGUUCACAUUUGUGCAUUUCCAGCGUGACGUAAGGGGAGAGAGGGAUCAUUACCUUAAAUAAAUAAAACAGGCAACCACCUGUUUUACCAAUCUGUUUUUCUUUUUUGCUUUGUUGUAAAUUAUUAAAACUAUUUCAAUCACA
Acanthochromis polyacanthus (spiny chromis) is the source of this 600-nucleotide messenger RNA. RefSeq names its product NDUFA4 mitochondrial complex associated b (gene coxfa4b). The coding region runs from base 111 to 368 and encodes 85 amino acids. Lineage: Eukaryota; Metazoa; Chordata; Actinopteri; Pomacentridae. The transcript has 4 exons. The record is from RefSeq and is a predicted model, not a curated record.